AUGUAUUGUAUGAUUUUGACUAAAUACGGUAGUGCGUAUUGCGCAGAUUUGCAUCAACAAACUACACUGGCAUUCAUUACAGCCUUAUUUCUCCCAUUAAAAGUAUGCCGGUACAAGGAACAAAGGAAACAAAAACGGUGUUUGCUUGUAGUUUUAAUAAAUGUGACGAGUGUGUUUGAAUUCAUCGAAGAGCUUUGUGAUUGCAUCUUAUAA
Molecule: messenger RNA, 213 nt
Organism: Echinococcus granulosus
Lineage: Eukaryota; Metazoa; Platyhelminthes; Cestoda; Cyclophyllidea; Taeniidae
Exons: 2
Coding region: 1-213 (70 amino acids)
Source: RefSeq, a predicted model, not a curated record